CAUAACAUUGCGACUGACCGAGAGCCAGAUGGAAUUGAUUUUCAACUCGUCUGCUGAAAUUGUGAAAAGAAAAUACUCUUAUGCCCUCAAAGACUUAAGUAUUACAGCUAAGUGGGAGACCUUGAGUAGGUUUAAGAGGUGAGAUGCUAAGUCCUGAUAGUUGCUAUCUCUGAAAAUCCACACAUCGCUUCCGGGUGUUUAUUUUUUCCAUAAUCGAUCCUGCGAGCAUAGACAGCAGCAUCCGUUCAUGCUUGCAAUAAUCGGAGCGUCGGGAAAAAUUGGCAGCGCGACACUCACUGCGCUGCUCGAGCGAGGUUUGAUUCCCCCGGAUCAAAUAGUCGCCCUUACUUCGUCUCGUCCAAUAGAUAGCAAAUGGAACGUCCUGUCUGCGCGAGGCGUUCAAGUUCGCCAUGCGACCUUUGAUGAUCCUGCGUCAAUGGAAAAGGCGCUCGAUGGCAUCAGCAAGCUUUUCCUUGUGUCCAGCCCACGUAUUGCGCUCGACUACGAUCCGGUUGUGCCUGCACCUCCUGGGCAUGGCCGAGAGAAAGAUCAUUUCGUAGCGCUAGAGGCCGCGCAGAAGGCCGGUGUAAAGCAUGUCUAUUAUACUUCGUUGGCGUUUGCCAAUCCCAGCAAGUCAAACGUGAUGACGGCCCAUGAAAGAACGGAGGCACGUCUGAGAGAGAUGGAGAAGGACGGCAUAUUCGACGUCACGAUACUACGUGAAGGUUUAUACAACGAGAGCUGGCCGUUGUACCUUGGCUACUACGGUGUCUGUGGCGACGAUCGCACAGAGAUCAUCCUCUCUGACGAGGGCAACCGGAAAAUUAGCUGGACUCCAAUUGCAGAACUCGGCGUUGCAAACGCUACAAUCAUUGCUGCCCCGCCGUCGGAGUGGAGAAGUCGUUGCGUCUACCUAUCCAAACGGAGUAACCCAAGAACGAUGCGAGAAGUCGCCGAUAUUGUGGCUGCGGCCGUAAGAAAGGAGAUCUCUGUGAAGACGGUGACGAAGGAGGAGCACAUAAAACACUAUGUGGAACAACGUGGAAAACAAGAAAAUGCUGUAAGAUGGUGGGUCGCAACGUAUGACGCGAUUAAGGAAGGAGAGUGCAUGAUCGACGAUCCAACGUUCGACGAAAUCAUGGCAAAGGCUGGCAUCGAGCCUACAGCAAUUGACACAACAAUUGGAAACAUGUUAGCCAAAUAGCAGCUAGGUUGUCAUAAACUUGAUUGGUUAUGA
Verruconis gallopava is the source of this 1237-nucleotide messenger RNA. RefSeq lists its product as uncharacterized. The record is from RefSeq and is a predicted model, not a curated record. NCBI's taxonomy places the organism in Eukaryota, Fungi, Ascomycota, Dothideomycetes, Venturiales, Sympoventuriaceae. The transcript has 2 exons. Bases 248 to 1204 code for a protein of 318 amino acids.